ACAUUUUCCGCUGCUCAAGAUCUGAUUGUCAAGUGCACGACCGGCCUUACCACACUAUGCGUUGCUUUAAUACUCCCAGUGAUGGAAGAUUCGCAACCAAGUCCCACAUCAAGCACAUCUGGCUCCCGUUCCCCCACCUCUUCCACAAGCUCUUUGCAUCCGCGUCAGUUCGCCCUCAUUGUGGCUAGCGUUGGUGAUUCGCAGGCCUUUCUACUCAGCAAAUUUCACGGAAUUCGUGAGUUGACUGGGUGGAUGCCCCGGAGUACUGCCAGUCCCGAUAGUUGCACUUUUCCGGAGGAUAAAACCAAAGCCUCCAGUCCACUUCCUUCAUCCCCGCCUGCAAGAGAUUUUCGCGAUUGCGGUGGUGCAUUGGGUUCCGUGUAUGCGGACAACAGCCCGGAGUUGAACAAUCUCAUAUGCGCAGUCUUGCUCAAUGGUGUCACGGUGAAACAAGGCUGUAUCAUUCAAGGCUGUGUGCUUGGCGAUCAAGUGACCACGGAGUCAGAUUGUCACUUGAAAAGCUGCGCAGUGGCAGCUUUGCAACGUGUCCCCGCCGGGACUGUGUUGGAAUCGGAACAGCUCGGCUUCACGGAUCCGGAGCUGGAAGUAACCCAAGCCUAA
Dicrocoelium dendriticum is the source of this 621-nucleotide messenger RNA. The record is from the annotation of a GenBank genome assembly. Lineage: Eukaryota; Metazoa; Platyhelminthes; Trematoda; Plagiorchiida; Dicrocoeliidae.